Molecule: messenger RNA, 747 nt
Organism: Closterium sp. Naga37s-1
Lineage: Eukaryota; Viridiplantae; Streptophyta; Zygnematophyceae; Desmidiales; Closteriaceae
Source: the annotation of a GenBank genome assembly
AUGUCAUGGGAUGGGAUGCGCAUUGUGGUGGUGGGAAUGGCAUGUGGCGAUGGCAUGGUGGAUGGCAUGGUGGAUGGUAUGGUGGAUGGCAUGGUGGAUGGCAUGGUGGAUGGCAUGGUUUAUGGUAUGGUGGAUGGCAUGGUGGAUGGCAUGGUGGAUGGCAUGGUGGAUGGUAUGGUGGAUGGCAUGGUGGAUGGCAUGGUGGAUGGCAUGGUGGAUGGCAUGGUGGAUGGUAUGGUGGAUGGCAUGGUGGAUGGCAUGGUGGAUGGCAUGGUGGAUGGCAGUGUGCGUGGUGGCGGAGCUGGCGGUGGCGUGGAGCGGCACUGCGGCGUGCAACACGUGGAAGCAUCACACACAGCCAGUUGGACGGCAGCUUCCCCCCCGCUAUCCUCUCCAUGCCCACCCUCAAGCACCUGUGAGCCAUCCCUCGCCCCCUGCUCGCCAUGCCGCCCUGCUCGCCAUGCCUCCCUGCUCGCCAUGCCGCCCUGCUCGCCAUGCCUCCCUGCUCGCCAUGCCUCCCUGCUCGCCAUGCCUCCCUGCUCGCCAUGCCUCCUUGCUCGCCAUGCCUCCCUGCUCGCCAUGCCUCCCUGCUCGCCAUGCCUCCCUGCUCGCCAUGCCUCCCUGCUCGCCAUGCCUCCCUGCUCGCCAUGCCUCCCUGCUCGCCAUGCCUCCCUGCUCGCCAUGCCUCCCUGCUCGCCAUGCCUCCCUGCUCGCCAUGCCUCCCUGCUCGCCAUGCGCCCACGCUAG